UCGAGAAACGAUGGCGGUUGCUCUCUCUGCUGCGAGUCUCUUCCCCAGUAGAGUUGGAGCUCACAGCACCACUACCAAUCAGACUUCGAGGCGUGUCAGUUUGUUGCUGAAUCCGAAUAGAGGCAGCAGUGGAGUCAAUUCGUUGCGAAGGCGAAGCGACGUCGUAGCAUGCUCGGCGGUAUCGGGCUCGCAAGGAGUGGAGUCUUCUUCGAAUGCUGAAGACGCAGCGAGUUUGUUAGAUACGGUGAAAGUGUAUGAUCUGAACGGGAGUGGGAUUCCGAUUCCGGAUUUGUGGAAAGACAGGACAGCUGUCAUCGCAUUUGCGCGCCAUUUCGGAUGUGUGUUUUGCCGUAAACGGGCGGACUAUCUUGCCUCAAAGAAGGAUAUAAUGGAUGAAUCUGGUGUGGCUCUUGUUCUGAUUGGACCUGGUAGUAUUGAUCAGGCGAAAUCAUUCUCUGAGCAAACAAAAUUCAAAGGAGAAGUCUAUGCAGAUCCCAGUCACUCAUCAUAUGAGGCAUUAAGAUUUGUUUCUGGUGUUACCACCACAUUCACUCCCAAAGCAGGACUGAAGAUAAUACAGUUGUACAUGGAGGGCUAUCGACAAGAUUGGAAGCUUUCCUUUGAACAGGACACCGUAAGCAGAGGCGGCUGGCAGCAGGGUGGAAUCAUAGUUGCAGGUCCGGGUAAAAGUAAUAUCUCGUACAUUCACAAGGAUAAAGAAGCUGGGGAUGAUCCAGAUAUAAAAGAUAUUCUUAAAGCAUGUUGUGGGGUGUAAAUUCUGUGUAUUUUGACGUUUGCCAAUUAACUAUAAUAUAACAGUCUGCUUUGUAAAGUCUGAUGAUUUACUAUAUAUCUAGUGAGGUGUACCUCAAUUUGUGGGCUAUAAGGUCAGUGUAGUCUAACCUUGCUGCCCAGCCUGCCCAUAUGAAUAUAGAGAUCCUAAGGAAAAUCUUUUCAUA
Molecule: messenger RNA, 959 nt
Organism: Argentina anserina (silverweed cinquefoil)
Lineage: Eukaryota; Viridiplantae; Streptophyta; Magnoliopsida; Rosales; Rosaceae
Product: thioredoxin-like protein AAED1, chloroplastic
Exons: 9
Coding region: 11-775 (254 amino acids)
Cellular component (GO): chloroplast
Source: RefSeq, a predicted model, not a curated record